UUGAGCAUGACAACACGGGGAUGAACGCCAGCUGGUUCUUGGACAGGGUGUUGGUGACCGACAUGAACCGGCCCCAUCUGCGUUUCUAUUUUGCCUGCAAAUGGCUGAGUCGGGAAGAGGCUGACAACCUGUUUGUCAGGGACCUGCUGGGCAGCAUGAACCCCAUGGACGUCCCGAAAUUAAAUAAAUACGUAGUAAGUGUGUUCACUGCUGACAUGAAGGGAAGUGGAACUGAUGCUGAUGUCUUCCUAAACAUCUUUGGAGAGAAUGGUGACACAGGAGAGAGACGACUGGACAGUGACAAAGACAACUUUGAACGCGGGUCAGAGGACAAGUUUACAAUAGAGGCACCAAACCUGGGAAAGCUGAGGAAAAUCACCAUCGGCCACAACAGAGGAUCAUCAGCUGGAUGGUUUCUAGAUAAGGUAGUGAUUGAUGACAUGGGGAAUAAAGAGUUGUAUGAGUUUCCAGUUAAUCGCUGGUUUGCCAUGGAUGAAUGUGAUGGCAAAAUACAAAGAGAUGUGUUGGUUGGAUCCGUGCAGCCAUUAGCAAUCGUAUACAAUGUACAAGUGAUGACUGGAGAUGUGAGGGGUGCAGGCACCAACUCUAAGAUCCACAUGGUCAUGCACGGCUCCAAGGGCUUAAAGAACAGUGGCAAAGUCUUCCUGGAGGGUGGUGCUUUUGAGCGUGGCCUCAUUGACAUUUUCAACGUGGAGAUUUGUGAACUGAAGCCGCUCAGUAGGGUCACCAUCGGGCACGACAACGGGGCUGUUGGUGCUGGGUGGUACUGUGAAAAGGUAGCAAUAUAUUGUCCGUUCACGGGCAUUGAGCAGACGUUUCCGUGCGGGAAGUGGCUGGACGAGGACGAGGGCGACGGACUGAUUGAGAGGGAGCUGUACGAGAUGGUCUCUCUCAGGCAGAAAAAACAGAAAAGAUACCCAUGGUCCCUGUGGAUUUGGACAUCGGAUGUGAAGGGGGCAGGGACAGAUGCCCAGGUGUUUCUGCAGAUCUAUGGAGAAAAGGGCAAAUCUGAUGAGAUCAAACUGGAAAACAACUCAGACAGUUUGAAAGGGCCACUUGAUAAAUUCAUGAUUGAAAUGCCAGACAUUGGAAGGCUGCUGAAAGUGCGCAUCUGGCAUGAGAAGAGAUCUCCAUUUGCUGGCUGGCAUUUAGCAAAAGUCACUUUGCUCAAAACCCUGACAAUGGAGAAGUAUUCUUUUGAAUGUGGUCGUUGGCUGGACAUCAAUGAAGACGACAAUGAGAUAAUCAGAGAGCUUCCAGCUACUGGAGCGCUCAUCAGUGAGCCGCUGCCUUUGAUAAAGUAUCGAGUCACCAUCUGCACUGGAAACGUCAGUGGCAGUGGCACUGAUGCCAGCGUCUUCCUCAAUAUUAUUGGUGACCUGGGUGACACAGGAGAGCGACUCAUGUUUAUGAGCAAAAACAACGUCAACAAAUUUGAAAAGGGCAAUCACGAUGAGUUUCUUAUUGAGUCUGUGUCCUUGGGCCAGGUGCGCAGAGUUGUCGGUCAUGAUGGCCGCGGCGGAGGCUGUGGUUGGUUCCUUGACAAGGUGAUGGUCAGGGAAGAGGGCCAGCCAGAGAGUUUGGCCAUUGAGUUCCCAUGUUUCAGGUGGUUGGACCGUAAUGAAGAUGAUGGACAGAUUGUUCGCGAGUUAGUCCCAGCUGGAGAUGGCCUGCGUCUCUUUAAUGUCAGCUACCACUUCGCAAUCAAGACAGGCAGUGUAAAUGGGGCCAGCUCGGACUCCAGAGUGUUUGUCAAGCUGUAUGGGGAGAAGGGUGAUACUAACAAGACGAUAUUGGCAGUUUCUGACAACGACCUCAGGAACUACUACGAGACGGGACAAACUGACAUCUUUACACUCGAAACAUUUGACAUCGGAAAGAUCAACCGUCUCCUGAUUGGUCACACUAAUGAGGGCUUGCGGGCUGGCUGGUUUCUGGACAGUGUGCAGAUCUCUGUGCCAGUUCAUGGAAUGCAGUACAUGUUCCCAAGCCACCGCUGGCUCUGCAAAGACGAGGCUGACGGGAAAGUGGAGGUUGAGAUCUAUCCCAGUGAGAUUUUGGACAUCGAAAAAUUGAUCAACUAUGAAAUAACAGUGGUCACAGGGGAUGUGCGUGCAGGUGGCACCAAUGCCAAUGUCUUCUGUCAGAUCUACGGAGAUGAAGGAAAAACUGAAGUUAUCACUCUCAAGAGUCGCUCCAACAAUUUUGAACGUGGCACCACUGAGAUCUUCAGGAUUGAGGCUCAGGAUGUCGGUAAGAUCUACAAGAUACGUAUCUACCAUGAUGGGAAGGGUAUCGGAGAUGGCUGGUUCCUGGAGACGGUAGACAUAAAGCGGCUGACGAUGGCUAUGGUGCUGGUUGAGGUGAAAAAGGAGGAAACCAAGAAAGACAAGAAGAAGGACAAGAAAAAGAAGAAGAAAGAAGAAGAGGAGGAGGUGGAGAUGGUUGAGGAGCUGCAGGAAGUGGUGGAGGUAUUUGCUUUCCCCUGUAACCGCUGGCUGGCCAGGGAUGAGGAGGAUGGGGAGAUUGUGGUCGAGCUGCUGACUGAGGACAGUGAAGACCUGGAAGUUAACUCAUAUGAGGUUCAUGUGUUCACUGGGACAAUGUGGGGAGCAGGGACUGAUGCUAAUGUUUACAUAAACAUCUAUGGAGAGAUUGGCGACACUGGGGAGCGACAGCUCAGGAAGGCAAACAACCUGAACAAAUUUGAGAAAGGCCAGGAAGACAUUUUCAACAUCACAGCGGUCGACUUAGGGAUCCUGAAGAAGCUGAGGAUUCGACAUGACAACAGUCAGGCCAGUGCCGGCUGGUUUCUGGACAGAGUGGAAAUUGUAGACAACAAAGAUGACACCACGUACUUUUUCCCUUGUAAACGCUGGCUGGCUACUGAUGAGGAUGAUGGACAGCUUGCCAGGGAGCUCGUUCCUGUGGACGAAGCCUUUAUGAAGAGAGGGGAUGAUGAUGAUGAGGAAGACUCUGAGGCCACACUUGGUCUGGAACAGAAAGCCAUGUCAACUACAUACACAGUGAGGAUAAAAACUGGUGACAAAAAGUAUGCAGGAACUGAUGCUAAUGUCUUUUUGAUCCUGUACGGCACCAAGGAUGACACAGGGAUAAUUAACCUGAAGGCUUCAAAGACUCAUAGGAAUAAGUUUGAGCGGGGUAUGAUCGACGAGUUUAUUGUGGAAGCGGUGGACAUUGGACCACUGAAGAAGCUGCGGGUUGGACACGACAACUGUGGUGGCGGAUCAGCAGGCUGGUUCCUUGACUGGGUGGAGAUUGAUGCCCCGUCUCUUGGACAGAAACUGCGCUUCCCCUGCGGCCGUUGGUUGGAUAAAGGGGAGGAUGACGGGGCCAUUGUCAGGGACCUUUUCCCAAAUUCUCUUCAGACUGAACUUUACACACCAUUUGUUCCUUAUGAAAUUAAAAUCUUCACGAGUGACGUGUUUGGAGCCGGCACAGAUGCAGAUGUCUUCAUUGUCCUGUACGGGCGAAACGCAGUUUGCACCCAGCAGAAGUCUCUGUGUGUCAACAAGAGGGAGAGACUAAUGUACUUUGAGAGAGGAGCUGAGGACAUGUUUAUUGUUGAGCUUGAAGAUGUGGGGGAUUUAAUUGAAAAGAUCCGGAUUGGCCAUGACAACCGCGGGGUCAACCCAGGCUGGCAUCUGGACAGAGUGGAGAUCAGACGUCUGCUCAGGAAGGGAAAGGGUUCAGAGACCAUCAUAUUCCCAUGUGAGCGCUGGCUCGCCAAGUCAGAGGAUGAUGGUGAGACAGUGAGAGAGCUGGUGCCCUCUGACAUCAUCACUGAAAAACUUUCACGAGACGGAAGCCUGAAAGUCACCGAAGUCGAGGUGGAAGAUGCCCUAGAGACUCACACAUACAACGUGUCAGUGAUGACAGGUGAUGUGAAUGGAGCCGGCACUGAUGCCAACGUCUUUCUCACGAUUUACGGAGACAUCGGGGACACCGGGGAGAGGAAACUCAGCAAGUCGGAGACAAACAGCAACAAGUUUGAACGGGGAUCUGUGGAUAAGUUCACUAUUGAGGCCGUCGACCUCGGACAGGUUUUCAAGAUAAAAAUUAGGCACGAUAACAGCAUGAUGUGUUCGGACUGGUACUUGGACCAGGUGGAGGUAGUUGACGAGGAUACGGAAGAGGUGUUUCUCUUUUUAUGUGAACGUUGGCUGUCCAGGAAGAGGGAGGACCGACGCAUUGAGAGAGUCUUCUAUGUUAAGGGUUAUGAAGGAGUCAGAGAGAGUCUAAACAAUAAAAAGAAGAACUCAAACCCAACAGUAAAGAGUGUUGACAGUAACAUGAACAAAAAGAGCAAGAAGAAGAAGGAGGAAGAAGAAAUUGAGCUCCCGAUCAUACCAUACCACAUCACCAUCUGUACUGGGCUGGAGCGGGAUGCAAGCACCACCAGCAGGGCUUAUGUGAUCAUUAUUGGGGGCAAUCACACCCACACAGAGAGGUUGUGGCUGGAUCUGCCGGACGAGAGGAAGGGCUUUGAGGCCGGCUCUCUGGAGAGCUUUCAGUCCCACGGUUCUGAUGUGGGGGAGAUCAAAAAGGUUGAGCUCGGUCAUGAUGCCACUCCGGAGAGCUGCUGGCUGGUUGAUGAGCUGUCUGUUGCUGUGCCAACCAAAGGGGUCAAAUAUAUCUUUGCUUGCAAGUGCUGGCUGGCCAAAGAUCGAGGAGAUGGUUUGACUGCUAGAGUAUUCAAUGUGCUGGAUGCAGAGGCCAUUUCUAUCUCCCAACAGAUUAUUUACGAGGUGACUGUAGUAACGGGAGACGUGCAGAAUGCAGGAACAGACACCCGGAUCUACAUGUCUGUGUUUGGAGCCAACGGCAGCACAGAGGAGAUGCUGCUGCAGAAGAAUGAGGACAGGUUUGAGCGAGGCCAGGAGGACACUUUCAACAUGGAGAUUGAUGACAUUGCUCCACUGAGGAAAAUGAGGCUUCGCAUUGAUGGCUCAGGGAGUCGACCUGACUGGUUUCUGGAAAAGGUGGUCAUGCGUAACCUGGCCACAGAGGAGGUGUCUUUGUUCACCUAUGAGGAGUGGCUUUCAAGGACCCGUGGACCCAAGAGAACCAUGAUCUGUGAGAUGGCUGCUGUAGUGAACGAGGAGAUGAUGGUGGAGCCUACCACCUAUAUAGUCCAGGUCAAGACCAGUGAUAAUGCAGGGGCGGGCACUGAUGCCAACGUGUGGAUCAUCAUUUUCGGAGAGAAUGGAGACACAGGGACGCUGGCAUUAAAAGAGUGCAACAAGUCUAAGUUUGAGCGCAAGCAGGUGGACACAUUUCGCUUCUCGGAUGUCCUCAGCAUGGGAGAGCUCUCCCAAGUGCGAGUCUGGCACGACAAUUCAGGUCCUGCUCCAGGAUGGCACUUGGAUUAUAUCGAUGUGAAGGAUGAUAUUAUGGACAAAACAUUUCGUUUCUCCUGUGACCGCUGGCUUGCCAAGAAUGACGAUGAUGGACAGAUCAUGAGAGAACUGGCAUGCGCAAACAACGACUACUUGGACCUUAACGAAAAGACGAAGUACGAAAUCUGCAUCACAACUGGAGACCCUGAAACCAAAGAAAAUGCCUGGAUUGUACUUGAGGGGAGGAAGGGCCGAUCCAAAGAAUUUGUAAUGGAGAACUCCUCAAAGAAGAAGAGGUUCUUGCGGGGCAAUGUUGACAGGUUCGAGUUUUCGUCCAAGAACCUGGGGGACAUUGCUGGUAUCUGCCUGGGCACACACCCCAGGAUGGAAGAAAGUAAAGGGGAAGUUAACUGGCAUGGAGAAGUCGUCGUCACUGAAAGGGAACUGGGAAACAAGUACAUCUUCAGUUGCAAUGCCCUCAUCCCUCUCUCUCCAAAGAGGGAUGAGUUCUUGACCUUUGAGUGCACAAAGGCCAUCGAGAGCUUCGCCAGUAAAGCUCGAAGCCUGGUGCCCGUCAAGUACGAGAUUAUCAUCAUCACGGGUGAUGAGAAGGGAGCGGGUACAGAUGCCAAUGUUUUUAUUACUAUCUACGGUUCCAAUGGAGUCGGCAGCCGGCAACUGCGGCAGAAAUUUCGUAACCUUUUUGAGCGCCAGAGGACGGACCGUUUCCUGCUGGAAAUGCUGGACAUGGGAGAGCUGCUGAAAGUUCGGGUGGAGCAUGACAAUUCUGGUCUGAACCCCAGCUGGCUGCUGGAUCGCGUGGAAGUCACUAACACAGCCAAUGGCGUCACCACCAUCUCCUCUGUGGAAGUGGCUAGACCCAAGAGGGCUGACGGGCAGAUCGCCAGGGUCCUCUACCCAAAAUACUAGAAAUACUAUUUAUUUAUUUAUUUAUUUAUUUAUUUAUUUAUACAAAGUUCCAUUGCAGAGAGAUCUCCUCUCAUAUUUAAAAGUAAUGACCAAAGAGAUUCUGCUCUGGCAAGUUUUAUAUCACAGGAACUGAGGCAGAUUUUUACAUUCUCCGUUUUUUUAAUUAUAUUUAUUAUUAUAGUUAGAUAUUUAAUACCACUUGGGAAUAUAGCCUGCAAUGAAAUACUGUGACAAUACCCUCUUAGGGUAGGAAACGGAAUGUGCCAUUCUUUUUAGGUUUUAUAUGUCAGGGAGGGUUUGUUUAGUUGUUUUGUUGU
Molecule: messenger RNA, 6628 nt
Organism: Etheostoma spectabile (orangethroat darter)
Lineage: Eukaryota; Metazoa; Chordata; Actinopteri; Perciformes; Percidae
Product: lipoxygenase homology domain-containing protein 1-like
Molecular function (GO): protein binding
Source: RefSeq, a predicted model, not a curated record